GGACGCUACCAAGUAGAAGUGGGUAGGGAAAGUGCGUUGCGUUGAAUUAGGAUGUUACCUUCCAACUGCAAGCCGGUUGUUCGGCAUCCUUCGGGGAAUCGUACCUUCCAAAUGGAUGAGAGAUAGAGCGAAUAAUCUCAUCAACCUAGUUCACUCGAGGCCUAAACAUAUCUGGCCAUGGGUGACACAGAGCUGGAGCUUUCCCCUUCCCACUUGGAGGAGCUGCAGAAGAGUCCAUCAGCCUCAUCCACCUCCACUACCUCGUCUCUUUCCCUGCCCUCCUCACCAUCCUCUGGCCCACGGCCUCUGAGCAGUUCCAGCCCCAGUGCCAGCGAAGGCCUACCUGCUUCUAGCCCUCCUCUGGAUGUAAUUUCAGAGGGUGCAGGUGAACUGAGUCUGGUUAUUGAUACUGAGGUAGCCAAGAAAGCCUGCCAGGAGGUGCUACAGAAGGUGAAAUUCUUUAAAAGUGAUGGAGAUACAACUUUGUCCUCUGAAGAGCCACACCUGGUGAAUGGAACCGAACACACCAAGCCCUUAAACGGGGAUGGUACAGGAUCAGGCAAGCCUCCGAGGAUCACUGAAGAGGAGGAGGUGCCAGCAGCGGGCACAGGGAAGAGUGUGCGUCGGCGUCACAAGAACAACUCAUCCAAACAGUCAUGGCUCCUGCGUCUGUUUGAAUCCAAGCUGUUUGACAUUUCCAUGGCCAUCUCGUACCUAUACAACUCAAAGGAGCCUGGUGUGCAGGCUUACAUUGGAAAUCGCCUCUUCAGUUUCCGAGAUGAGGAUGUGGACUUCUAUCUGCCACAGCUGCUCAACAUGUACAUCCACAUGGAUGAGGACGUGGGUGAUGCCAUUAAGCCGUAUGUUGUGCAUCGCUGCCGCCAGAGCAUUGGCUUCUCACUGCAGUGCGCCUGGCUGCUUGGCGCUUAUUCAUCUGAUAUGCACAUUUCCACGCAGAGGCACUCGCGCGGCACCAAACUGCGUAGACUCAUCCUGUCUGACGAGCUGAAGCCAACUGGUCAGCGCGCUCGCCUCCACCAGCAGCAGCAGAACCACAUCCUCGGCCCAAACAUAAGCGAGCAUGGCCUCUCGCCCUCGAAGCGUACUCAUCAGCGCUCCAAAUCAGAUGCCACCGCCAGCAUCAGCCUCAGCAGCAACCUCAAAAGGACAGCCAGCAACCCGAAAGUGGAAAGCAGUCCAGAUGAGGACAUGAGCUCCAGCUCCGACAGUCUUGAGUUAGAGGCUGGUACCCCUGUACGUCUGACUCCUCAGCGUGAGUUCAUUAAGUCUUUGAUGGGCAUUGGGAAAAGACUGGCCACUCUACCUACCAAGGAGCAGAAGACACAGAGACUCAUCUCUGAGCUCUCAUUGCUUAACCACAAGCUGCCAGCACGUGUGUGGCUGCCCACUGCAGCAUUUGACCACCACGUGGUGCGAGUUCCUCACACACAAGCUGUUGUGCUGAACUCAAAAGACAAGGCACCAUACCUAAUCUAUGUGGAAGUUCUGGAGUGUGAAAACUUUGAGACAUCGAGCGUACCAGUGAGGAUUCCAGAAACACGAAUCCGCAGCACACGAUCAGUGGAGAAUCUCCCAGAUUGUGGUAUCACGGCCGAGCAGCGUGCCAGUAGCUUCUCUACUGUUCCCAACUAUGAUAACGAUGAUGAGGCCUGGUCUGUGGAUGAUAUUGGAGAGCUCCAGGUCGAGCUGCCGGAGAUCCACACUAACAGCUGUGACAACAUCUCCCAGUUUUCAGUUGAUAGCAUCACCAGCCAGGAAAGCAAAGAGCCCAUUUUUAUUGCUGCUGGAGAUAUCAGGCGGCGCCUUUCUGAACAGCUAGCCCACACACCUACCACAUUUAAGAAAGACCCAGAAGAUCCCUCAGCAGUAGCCUUAAAAGAGCCCUGGCAGGAGAAGGUUAGACGAAUCCGGGAGGGCUCUCCAUAUGGGCAUCUGCCUAAUUGGCGUCUCCUCUCAGUCAUAGUGAAAUGUGGUGAUGAUCUAAGACAGGAGCUCCUUGCUUUUCAAGUGUUGAAGCAACUACAGGCAAUCUGGGAGCAGGAGCGUGUUCCUCUGUGGAUUAAGCCCUAUAAGAUCCUGGUCAUCUCCUCCGAUAGUGGGAUGAUUGAGCCAGUGGUGAAUGCCGUGUCUAUUCAUCAAGUGAAGAAGCAGAGUCAGCUCUCGCUGCUCGAUUACUUCCUGCAAGAGCAUGGCAACUACACUACAGAGGCCUUCCUCACUGCACAGCGCAACUUUGUGCAGAGUUGUGCUGGCUACUGUCUCAUCUGCUACCUUCUGCAGGUUAAGGACAGGCACAACGGAAACAUUCUGCUUGACUCUGAGGGUCAUAUUAUUCACAUUGACUUUGGCUUCAUUUUGUCAAGCUCUCCAAGAAACCUCGGCUUUGAGACUUCUGCCUUCAAACUGACCAACGAGUUUGUAGAUGUCAUGGGUGGUCAGGAUGGAGAUAUGUUCAACUAUUACAAGAUGCUCAUGCUUCAGGGUCUCAUUGCUGCCCGCAAACACAUGGAGAAAGUUAUCCAGAUAGUGGAGAUCAUGCAACAAGGUUCCCAGCUACCCUGCUUUCAUGGCUCCAGCACCAUCCGUAACCUGAAGGAGCGAUUUCACAUGAGCCUGACAGAGGAGCAGCUGCAGGUGUUGGUGGAGCAGAUGGUAGAUGGCUCCAUGCGCUCCAUCACCACAAAGUUGUACGACGGCUUCCAGUACCUCACCAAUGGCAUCAUGUGAAUGUGGUGUGAGAGCAGACUCGAACAUUAUGACUAGGGAAAAGCUGCACCGCUUUCAGAAGCCACUACCAUGCCCUUUUGCAACCUUUCUGUUUUCAACAUCCUAGCGUGUUUGUACAACAAGACUGAGUUUUUGAUGGAUUUUAUACCCUCUAAAGAGGUCUCAGCUGUGAAAUUUCGCAUAGUCUUUUUUCCUUAAGGCCUUCCCUCAGUUUCAACGCUUAUUCCUUUCCUCAAAACGUAUUGUUUCUCUUGGAAUCUGGGAUAUCUUUUUUGGAAUAUGCUUUUAUCCACUAUCCUAGUGCCUCCAUUGACUGCUCAGACUCCAACGGCUUUUGUGUUUCAUAAAUGUGCUGUGUAUCUACCGUCUAAGAUUCGAAUUGUUCAUGUUUUCAUGUGAACAACCUACAGCUUUCACGCCUACACAUAAUGCAAUCCCUGCUGAGACAACUCAACAGUGCACAGAGUCCUGUGUUGAGUAAUGCACAUUGUGUAAAAGGGAAAGAGGUAUAAACAGCACAUAUUCAUCGGUGGGUUUCGUCUGAUCAGUGUUAUUUUAGAUGCAGUUUGAGAGAAGCAAACACUUCUUUCAAGUCCAGAUGUAAAAUGUUAAGCUAGCUGAUGCUGGUUGAGAGACUCUUCAAAAUUGGCCUCUCAAAGAGGCACAAACUCUUUUAUUAAAGCCUUUAAUUUGGCUUUAUUUGACACUUAAUACAUACCUGCUGUCAAACUUGCCAAGUCCCAGAUAGCCACCUUCAUACUUUCAGCUUCACAGAGGGGAAACCCCUCCACACUGAUGCAAUAAAACCUUUGACAUUUUGACUUAAAGAGAAGAGAUUAACUAAAAGUCACAUUCUAACCAUUGUAAGUAUUAAAGAGUGACAUGACAGAGCAAGAGUCAAAACACUAUUUAUUGCUUAUUUACAGUUACUUGCAUUCUCAUGUACAACAAGGAUGGCUGUUUUUUGUUUGUUUGUUCAUUUCAGUUUCUUUUUUCUUUUUUUGAGUGAAAAUUUAUGAUUCCUUAGUGUGUACAAAUGUACAUAAUAUAAAUUUUAAAGUUCAAAAUGUACAUGGACUUUUUUCUUAUCAGAAUAAUGGGGAGCUGUGCUGAAAUAGCUUGGCUACUGAGUAGCUGAGUUACUGGACAGGAAAGGUUCAUGAGAUGGCACUAAUGUGAGUGAGACUGAAACUUGUGUAAACUGAUCAGGUAAUAAGAAAAACAAAAACCUGCAAAUAAAUGAAAGAACCUGGUGCAUUAUUAAUGCUUAGUUUUACAUUAUUAAAUGCCACUACAUGCACACAUUUAAAAGACGAUUAUUAAUAUUAUUAUUAUUAUUUUAGAGACAUGACCUGAGCGUUCCAUUAACAAGACCUGUUCCUUCUAUCUGUAGAAAACGUUUUAAUUCACCUUACCUUUUUUAUUUUUAGCGCAAGCCUCGCUCUUGUGAAUUAUUCAAACAUAUUUGACUUUAGGAGUCUAUUCAUCUGUCUUCACAUUUUAAAAACUCUGUUUUUGUGUUUGUUUUGUUUUUUUGCUUUCUUUGUAACAUGUUUGACGGACCAUCUCUCACAAUCAUGUGAAUGAACUCCCCUAACUUGUGAAUGUUUCUUUGUAUAAUAAAUUAAAUGUAUCGGUUUCA
This is a messenger RNA of Hemibagrus wyckioides, 4390 nucleotides long. RefSeq names its product phosphatidylinositol 4-kinase, catalytic, beta (gene pi4kb). Gene Ontology annotation, cellular component: membrane; cytoplasm. The transcript has 12 exons. NCBI's taxonomy places the organism in Eukaryota, Metazoa, Chordata, Actinopteri, Siluriformes, Bagridae. The record is from RefSeq and is a predicted model, not a curated record. Gene Ontology annotation, biological process: phosphatidylinositol phosphate biosynthetic process; phosphatidylinositol-mediated signaling. Gene Ontology annotation, molecular function: 1-phosphatidylinositol 4-kinase activity. The coding region runs from base 178 to 2748 and encodes 856 amino acids.